Molecule: messenger RNA, 2226 nt
Organism: Miscanthus lutarioriparius
Lineage: Eukaryota; Viridiplantae; Streptophyta; Magnoliopsida; Poales; Poaceae
Source: the annotation of a GenBank genome assembly
AUGGCAGGUGCGGCGCCACCCGCCCUGCGUAUAUCGCACGCGCAAUUCAUCGAGCACCUUCGCUGUGCGGCCUCGUCAGACCGCACCCGUCGCGCCGGCGAGGCUCUCCACGGCUGGGCGCUCAAGUCCGGCGCCGCUUCCCACAUGCCUGUCUCCAACUCUCUCAUCACCUUCUACUGCUCCCUCCCGCGGCCCCUACUCCGUGCAGCCUUCGUCGUCUUCGCCGACAUCCCCGCCGCCUUGCGCGACGUCGCCUCGUGGAACUCCCUCCUCAACCCGCUCUCCCGCUACCACCCCCUCGCCGCUCUCUCCCAUUUCCGCUCCAUGAUGUCCUCCACCGACGCCGUCCUCCCCACGCCGCACUCCUUCGCCGCCGCGUUCACUGCCGCCGCCCGCGUGCCCUCCGCGUCCGUUGGCGCCAGCGCACACGCGCUCGCGUGCAAGCUGCCGUCCUCCUCCGGCUCCAAUAAUGUCUUCGUCUCGACCGCCCUUCUCAACAUGUACUGCAAGCUGGGAGCUAUUUCUGAUGCCCAGAGGGUGUUUGAUGAAAUGCCACAUCGGAAUGCGGUGUCCUGGGCCGCCAUGGUGUCAGGGUAUGCCACAAGGAAGUGUUCUGAGGAGGCCUUUGAGCUCUUCCGGCUGAUGCUUCAGGAGUGCCCAUUGGAGAAAAAUGAGUUCGUCACCACAGCAGUUCUUAGCGCAGUUAGUGUGCCACUGGGUUUGCGUAUGGGGGUGCAGUUGCAUGGGCUGGUAUUGAAGGAUGGCUUGGUGGGAUUUGUGUCCGUGGAGAAUUCACUUGUCACAAUGUAUGCAAAGGCUGAGUGUAUGGAUGCAGCAAUGACAGUGUUUGGGUCAUCUAAGGAGAGGAACUCCAUCACAUGGUCAGCAAUGAUCACGGGGUAUGCUCAGAAUGGGGAAGCAGAUUGUGCAGCUAGGAUGUUCCUACAGAUGCAUUCGGCAGGAUUCUCACCAACUGAAUUCACCUUUGUUGGGAUACUGAACGCAUCCAGUGAUAUGGGCACAUUGGUGGUUGGGAAGCAGGCACAUGGUUUGGUGGUGAAGCUUGGGUUUGAGAGGCAGGUUUAUGUGAAGAGUGCACUGGUGGACAUGUAUGCCAAGUGUGGUUGUAUUGGUGAUGCGAAAGAUGGGUUUCACCAAUUGUAUGAUGUUGAUGAUGUUGUCAUUUGGACAGCGAUGAUUACUGGACAUGUGCAGAAUGGGGAGCAUGAGGAAGCCCUGAUGUUGUAUUCCAGGAUGGACAAAGAGGGCGUUAUGCCCAGUUAUUUAACUGUAACUAGUGUACUUAGAGCAUGUGCGUGCCUUGCAGCACUGGAGCCUGGGGAGCAAUUGCAUGCACAAAUCUUGAAGUGUGGAUUUGGUUUGGGGGGCUCUGUUGGAACAGCUUUGUCUACUAUGUAUUCAAAGUGUGGAAACCUUGAAGAUAGCAUGGUUGUCUUCAGAAGGAUGCCUGAUAGGGAUAUUAUUUCAUGGAACUCAAUUAUUUCUGGUUUUUCACAGCAUGGGCGUGGAAGUGAUGCACUUGACCUGUUCGAGGAGAUGAAGCUAGAGGGAAUGGCACCAGAUCAUAUAACAUUCAUUAAUGUGUUAUGUGCUUGUAGCCACAUGGGCUUAGUUGACAGAGGCUGGUUUUAUUUUAGGGCAAUGAGCAAAGACUAUAGUUUAAUUCCUACGCUUGAUCACUAUGCUUGCAUAGUUGAUAUUCUGAGCCGAGCAGGCCAGUUAAAAGAAGCAAAGGACUUCAUAGAGUCAAUAACUAUUGACCAUGGAACAUGCCUAUGGCGUAUAGUCCUAGGGGCAUGUCGCAGUCUACGAGAUUUUGAUGUUGGAGCAUAUGCAGGUGAACAGCUGAUGGAGUUAGGUACUGAGGACUCAUCUGCUUAUAUAUUGUUAUCAAACAUCUAUGCUGCCCAGAGGAAGUGGAAUGAUGUUGAGCGGGUGAGACAUUUGAUGAGACUCCGAGGUGUUAGCAAAGAUCCAGGGUGUAGCUGGGUUGAGCUUAACAGCCGAGUUCAUGUGUUUGUUGUUGGGGAACAGCAACAUCCUGAAGCGGAAAAUAUAAAUGUAGAGUUGAUUAGGCUAGCAAAACACAUGAAGGAUGAAGGGUAUCGUCAAACAUAUAAAUUCCUGUUUGAUGAAGAACUGGAUGCACUAGGAGAACCUCAUGAAGAAGAACAAUUGGAAUUGAUAUCAACAGCGUUUAGCUGA